Molecule: messenger RNA, 1334 nt
Organism: Drosophila albomicans
Lineage: Eukaryota; Metazoa; Arthropoda; Insecta; Diptera; Drosophilidae
Product: retinol dehydrogenase 13-like
Exons: 5
Coding region: 249-1226 (325 amino acids)
Source: RefSeq, a predicted model, not a curated record
UAAGAAAGCUCUUGAUUGUAUUUAAAACAGACAUCGAUAGUUAGUUAGCCAUCGAUGUUUUAAUACUUUUAUUCUACCGGUGAUAGAGAGAAUACAGACAGACAGUUAUCAGUUCGUUCUGGAUCGUUCUGCCGGCAAUUGUUUGGUCAUUGUGAUUUCAUCACUUACUAUUUUCGUGACUCUCAACAUAAUUAGCACCGUUUUAUUUAUACAAGUCAUAUUUGAAUAACUUAAAAAAGUUUUGCAAAAUGUGCACUUUUAUUAACUGUUUGUUGUGUCCUUGUGUUCUAUGGCCUGUACUUGGUGCCGCUGCAAUUUAUUUUCUCAGGCAAUACAUGCAAGGCGGACAAUUCGAAAAGCAAACCGAUGAAACGGGAAAAGUUGUAAUUGUAACCGGUUCGAAUACUGGCAUUGGCAAGGAGACUGUCUUGGAACUGGCACGUCGAGGGGCCACUGUUUAUAUGGCUUGCAGGGAUAAGAAGAGAACGGAUCAAGCUCGUCUGGAAAUAAUUAGGGAAACCAACAACCAGAACAUAUUCUUCCGUGAACUCGACUUGGCUUCUCUGGAUUCCAUUCGCAAAUUUGUCACGGGCUUCAAGGGCGAACAGGACAAACUACACAUUCUCAUCAACAAUGCUGGUGUGAUGCGUUGUCCCCGAAUGCUAACCAAAGAUGGCUUCGAAAUGCAGCUGGGCGUCAACCACAUUGGUCACUUCCUCCUGACAAACUUAUUGCUCGAUGUGCUGAAGAAAUCGGCACCCAGUCGAAUUGUCAAUGUGUCCAGCUUGGCUCACACUCGCGGCACAAUUAAUAUUAAUGACUUAAACAGCGAGAAGUCUUAUGAUGAGGGAAGUGCCUACAGCCAGAGCAAACUGGCCAACGUAUUGUUCACUCGCGAGCUGGCCAAACGCUUGGAAGGAACAGGCGUGACUGUCAAUGCUCUGCAUCCUGGUGUGGUCAACACUGAACUUGGCAGACACAUGAAGAUCUUCAAUACCUUUUUCGGCCGCUUUAUUCUCAAAGGUUUGCUGUGGCCACUACUGAAGACACCCAAGAGUGGCGCUCAAACCACUUUGUAUGCGGCUAUCGAUCCAGAAUUGAACGGAGUAUCUGGACUGUACUUUAGCGAUUGCAAACCAAAGAAAAUGGCGCCUUCUGCCUUCGAUGAAAAGACUGGCAAACUCCUCUGGGAGGAGAGUGAGAAGUGGACCCAUUCUAAAUUCUAGUUUAAUGUUUUAUUAAAUGCAAUUAUAAUUUAUAUCGACUUAUGUAUAUAUGUAUAUUAUGCACAUCAUUAUUGUAUUCCAAAUUAUACGCACCGCAAACAUACUUUU